UCUUCCAGCAUCAGAAGAACACACAAGUGCUGAAAGAAGUUGUGACUGAUUAGAAAAUGACACCAUUCACACCUUUGGACUUCACGGAAUCCGGCGUGCUCAACAACAUAUUUGAGGAGAACAUUAUCAGCAGUGGAGGGUCUGGGAAGGUGCACCGUGUCCACCACCCUAGCCUUCACGGUCUCAUUGAGGAUCGCAGCAGCAGAAUAAUGGUUGUUAAGAAGAAGGGCAGCCUCGACGACUGGCUGCACCAUCAUGACCGCAAGGGCGCCCCUGCACCAUUGGACUGGCUGACAAAGCUGACCAUUGCUAUUGAUGCAUCCAGAGGCCUCAACUACAUCCACAAAGAGUGCAGACAGGCUAUUUUCCAUCGGGACAUCAAGUCAGGCAACAUUUUGUUUGACCCAGAGUUCCAUGCCAAGAUCGCCGACUUUAGGCUUGCCCGAAUGGUUGUCAACCCACGCCAGUCCCACCACAGGUCAGCCAUUUUUGGGACACACGGGUACAUGGCCCCUGAUGAGAAUCUCAAAUCCAGCAAGGCAUCUCAAACGUUUCUGUUGAGAUCUAACUGAAUGCAAAUUUUGCAAAAUACUAUUAGUACAAUGGAGGGGCAAGCUCUAGAGGGCCGAUAUCUAUAGUUUUGGUGUGGUUCUGCUAGAGCUAACAACCGACAUGGUUGCUGAGGGCGUUGGAGGAGGAGAAAGCCUGGCUGAAUGAGCAUUGAAGGUAUUACAGGAUCCCUCUUUAACGAAAGACAAAAUCAUCAAACAUAUCCGUGACUCGGUCCAUUGAGAGGAUAUUUUUAUGGUGUUGAAACUCGUGUUCCCUACACGAGUCCUUAAGCAUGUCUAUGGCCAAGCAUGAAGCGCGUCCUUACCCAGUUCAUGCUCAUCCAAUGCGACCGGAGGCAUGUAUGUACAGAGGCUGGGGCUGAGACCAUGUUGCGGAGGAGCGUGUCCGAGAGGGGCACCAACAGCAGUCGGUAUGGCCGCCGGCGCGACUCUGUAGCGCAUACAUGGAUGAGUUAUUAAGAACAGGUGGAUCAUGUUGCCGCUGGUGAUCACUUGGCUCCUUGUCUGUCUAACCAGGAGAUGGUAUGGCUCGCGUCGCUGCGCCAGCUACAGUUGCGUUCGGCAUUCACGUGACCAUGUCCUAGAUGAGUUUGGGCUUGUAGAAUGCACAUCAAUAAUUGUGUUUGCUUUUCUUUUUCUGAUAAUAGUGUAGUGGAGUGGGGCAGUGACGCAGUGGAGGAGUUCAUUUCUUCAGUCCAAGAUGUUGUAGCUAGCUUGUGACUUGACGCCUUUGCCAAAUGAUUGCCUAGCGAUAGCAAAUUAAACAAUGUCGCAACGAUACUAAGGUACUUCAAAAAAAUCCAGUCUCCUUAUCAAACGAAUAUACUAGCAUGUCUGGAUGAGGUUUAGAUGUGAUCUCAUAUGGGCUGCUUUCCUAAUUAUUCACUACCUAAAAGUACUAGUGGAUGAUCCGAAAAAUACUUCUAUUUGCAAAGACAUCUUAUAUUAAGGGACAGAGGUAGUAACUAAUUGUUUUUAAUAAGACCAAUCCUCUA
Messenger RNA from Triticum aestivum (bread wheat), 1567 nucleotides. RefSeq names its product probable serine/threonine-protein kinase PBL25. NCBI's taxonomy places the organism in Eukaryota, Viridiplantae, Streptophyta, Magnoliopsida, Poales, Poaceae. Gene Ontology annotation, molecular function: protein kinase activity; ATP binding. Gene Ontology annotation, biological process: protein phosphorylation. The transcript is spliced from 3 exons. Bases 57 to 572 code for a protein of 171 amino acids. The record is from RefSeq and is a predicted model, not a curated record.